Arachis ipaensis is the source of this 478-nucleotide messenger RNA. The record is from RefSeq and is a predicted model, not a curated record. Lineage: Eukaryota; Viridiplantae; Streptophyta; Magnoliopsida; Fabales; Fabaceae.
UUGGAACUAACCUUCUUUCUUUGUUUUUUCAGUCUAACUCAACUGUGUCAUCAUUUGGAUUAUGAAACAGAUCUCGUGGAUGUGAAGUAUUGGAGUUGGCACAAUGAGGUUGUUGGAGUUUGGGUGCCUGGUUGCAGUUCUAUGUGGUCUUGUUGUGUCUGUGAAAGCUGAAAUUUACAUCAUAACUGCUGAAGGUGAACCUGUUACUAGUUAUAGAGGUGGAAUUGAUGGUUUUGAAGCUACUGUUGUUGAAUCUGAUGAGAAGAUUGAUACCAAUAGUGAAUUGGUUACUUCAUAUGCUCACCAUCUUGAGAAAAAACAUGAUAUGCUUCUGGGGAUGCUAUUUGAACCUGGGACGUUCAAGAAACUCUAUAGCUAUCGGCAUCUGAUAAAUGGGUUUGCUGUUCAUAUUUUCCCAGAACAGGUGCGGGCUAUCGAUUUUUCUUCUUGCUUCUGGGUCAGUGGCUCAAGGAUCUGA